GUGAAUCCGGAUAAACAGUAAAGCCGUCGAUGUGCCAGCGACCGGUUGUUAUACGUCCUGAGAGAUGAACUGACAACGUUUACAGCUCUUCACGAUCUCUCCUUAAGUUAUUGUGUUCCUCGUUCCGUUGAUGUGAAACUUGUUCGAGUGUUAUUUUCGAGUAAUUUGAUUUUUGUGGCCACCAUGCUGACUUCGGCUAGCAAUCAGUACCUCAGACCGGAGUAUUUGACACCCCUUCCAACCACGUUGGACGCUAAAAAGAGUCCCUUGGCUCUCCUAGCCCAAACAUGCAGUCAAAUUGGAGCUGAUGCCCCUAACUCCAAGCUCAUUCAAAGCGCUGAAAAAUCCAGCAAGAGCAACAAAACAGAAACAUCUAAAGAGAAAACGAACAACUCUUCGAACUCAGACAAUCACCACAAGCUUAGUUUCAAAUCGUACGAUGGAUCUUGCCCGUCUAGAGAAAAAUCCAGAUCUCCCGAAGACAGAUCGAGCACAGCUUCUAGCGGAAGUAGAGUUAGAACGCCUGUAGCGUCCAAGAAUGGUAGCAAUCGUUGUGCCAGCACCAACAGCGCUUCAUCCCCAAGACCUCCGUCUACGUCUGACAGAAAAACGCCAGCGAAUGAAAACCAUAAUGGUAGCGAUAGGAAUUCAGCAUCUCCAGAGAGGAGCCAUGAAAGGAGUAGCCCUAGAACGCCUUCAUCAACUGCCUCUAAGACUGCGUUUACUCCUAACAUUCUGACUUCAUCUUCUGAUCCAGCUAUUAAAGAUCUUCCACUGGGAACAUUCAAACCUGGAGUGCCUGUUUCUUCGCCAUACCUACCAAGUUAUCCGCCAGGUUUUCCUGGAAUUCCCGGUUUGCCAAUGGAUUUUAUGACCAGCAGUCUGAUGUCGCAGCAUCACGCUAUGAAGAACGGUGGACUGAAUCCAUAUUUCAGUUAUGGAAGGCUCAAAACUACAGACUCAGUGUGCCGCGAUCCUUAUUGUACAGGAUGUAGCGUAAAUUCUCACCUGCUAACUCCGUCUAGUGUGGGAAGUGUCAAAACUGGUGUUUGCCCAGCUGGUUGUGCCCAAUGUGAUCAUGCCAAAGUGCCAACUUCUUCUCCUUAUCUUGGACAUAGUCAAGCAGCCGCCGCUUACGCUCACGCUCAACUAGCAGCUUUGGCGGCGGCUUCACACCUCCCAUAUGUUUGUAAUUGGAUAUCUGGUGAUGCCGCUUACUGCGGCAAACGUUUUUCUAGCUCCGAAGAACUUUUAUCUCAUUUAAGGACUCACACAAGUGUUAACUCAGUUAGUGAAGCGAGUAGUGCAUUAUCCAUGUUAAGUAAUGCAGGAAUACCUCCCUCACACCCUUUGUUCCACAGAACCUACCCUACACCACCCCUUAGUCCCUUGGCAACCGCUAGGUUCCACCCCUAUUCCAAACCUCCGCUACUACCACCUUCCUUGACAACUUCUCCGCUGUCAAGUUUUCCUUUAUCUCAUCCAGGGUUACCACCAUACUUAUCACCGUAUUCUCUGUAUGGCCCAAGAUUAGGCUCAUCGCCAAGUAUGCAUCCCUAAACUUAGGUGGAAAAAUACUAGAGAAGCCAAAUAAAUGCUGUGUUAAUGUAGACUUCUAAUCACUAGUCUCUUCUGAACAUUUCUGUCGCCACGAUUUUCAUUUGUGGACUUAUAUGUGUGAUAUUAUGUAUAAUAACAGAGAACUCGCCAAACUUAAGAACUUGAACAAAGAUUGUCAGUUUUCUCCUCAGUAAAUAUGCUCACUAUAUUAGGCAGAGGAGUUGACGUAAAUCUGCUAAAUAUCCGAUCAUAACUGAAGAUUUUUUAUUGUACAUAUUAUAUUUAUUCCACAUUUUCAUGAUGAUCGGGUAGAUACUGACAAUUAUCUGGUAUAAUCAGCUCCAAUAGAGAAUUAUGAUCUUGGGAUGGCGAGAUCCUGUCAUUUUCUAUUUUCGCCAGAGAAUUCACUUGGCUCGUGAUGUUGAUAUUGGACUGUUUUGACACUAUGUAAUAUAAAUUUGUCCGUAAUCGAGUUGUUCUUUGUAAAUAUAUUUCUUAAUCAUAUCAUAUAUUGUACCUAUUGUAACUGAAUGAAGAAAAUGACUAUUUUUAUUGUUAAUAACUUCGCAAAUGUGUUAUUUUAUUUCUUUAUUUGAAAAAUAUUAAAUAUUCUUCGAAAUGA
This is a messenger RNA of Coccinella septempunctata (seven-spotted ladybird), 2182 nucleotides long. RefSeq names its product zinc finger protein Elbow. NCBI's taxonomy places the organism in Eukaryota, Metazoa, Arthropoda, Insecta, Coleoptera, Coccinellidae. The record is from RefSeq and is a predicted model, not a curated record. Bases 184 to 1560 code for a protein of 458 amino acids. Gene Ontology annotation, biological process: negative regulation of DNA-templated transcription. The transcript has 2 exons. Gene Ontology annotation, cellular component: nucleus.